UUUGCCGCCAGUCUGCAGCUCCGACUCCCAACGCUUAUUAACUCUGCAAUCCUCGAUCCGGCGUCUCUCAUUUCUACACUCGCACACAAACGCAACAGGAGAAGCUUACACCGGCGAAAUGAACGACCUCGACUUCAACAGCGACAAAGAAACCGCGAAAGAUUUCCUGUUGAACUUUGCAGAUCCGAAUGGCGGGGCUAAAUACAUGAGCAUUCUUCAAGAAGUAGCCAACAGGAAGACUAAGGCCAUACAAAUCGAGCUGGAAGACUUAAUUAAUUAUAAAGAUUUAGACGAAGAAUUUGUGAGACGAGUCACAGAAAAUACACGGCGAUACAUUGGAAUAUUUGCGAAUGCAAUUGACGAACUACUGCCCGAGCCAACAGAGGUGUUACUGGACGACGAUCAUGACAUUUUACUGACUCAAAGGGUAGACGAAGGAACUGAGACUGGUGGUGGCUCUGAUCCACAAAAGAGGCUGCCUCCUGAGAUCAAGAGAUUCUAUGAAGUUUAUAUUAAAGCAUCUUCGAAAGGGCGUCCUUUCACAAUUAGGGAGGUUAAAGCUUCAUAUAUUGGGCAGCUUGUAAGGAUAUCUGGUAUUGUGACACGCUGCUCUGAUGUCAAGCCUCUAAUGCAAGUGGCUGUUUAUACAUGUGAAGAAUGUGGAUUCGAAAUUUAUCAGGAGGUAACUGCUCGAGUUUAUAUGCCUCUGUUUGAUUGCCCCUCUGAUCAAUGCAACACAAAUCGAGCUAAAGGGAAUCUUAUCCACCAACUCCGAGCUUCUAAGUUUCUGAAGUUUCAAGAGGCUAAACUCCAGGAACUAGCUGAGCAUGUCCCGAAGGGUCACAUUCCUCGGACGCUGACUAUUCAUUUCAAAGGUGAACUCACGAGGAAGGUUUCUCCUGGUGACAUUGUUGAGCUGUCAGGUAUAUUUCUUCCUAUCCCCUACACAGGAUUUAGGGCAAUGCGAGCUGGCUUAAUUGCGGACACGUACUUGGAAGCCAUGACUGUCACGCAUUUCAAGAAAAAAUAUGAGGAAUAUGAACUUAGGGGGGAUGAAGAAGAGCAAAUUGCUCGCUUGGCUGAGGAUGGCGAUAUCUAUAAUAAAUUGGCUAGGUCAUUAGCCCCAGAAAUUUUUGGGCAUGAAGAUAUUAAAAAAGCUCUUCUUCUUCUCCUUGUUGGUGCUCCUCAUCGAAAACUGAAGGAUGGGAUGAAGAUAAGAGGAGAUAUACACAUAUGCCUGAUGGGUGAUCCUGGUGUGGCAAAAAGCCAACUUCUCAAGCAUAUAAUAAAUGUUGCACCUAGAGGUGUGUAUACAACUGGAAAAGGAAGCAGUGGAGUUGGUCUGACUGCAGCUGUUCAGAAGGAUCCAAUCACCAAUGAAAUGGUUUUGGAAGGUGGAGCUUUGGUACUGGCGGAUAUGGGUAUCUGUGCCAUUGAUGAGUUUGACAAAAUGGAUGAAUCAGAUCGUACAUCAAUACAUGAAGUAAUGGAGCAGCAAACUGUUAGCAUUGCUAAAGCUGGUAUUACUACAUCUCUGAAUGCACGGACUGCUGUCCUAGCUGCUGCCAAUCCAGCCUGGGGGAGAUAUGAUUUAAGGAGAACACCUGCUGAGAAUAUUAAUCUGCCUCCUGCACUUCUAUCAAGGUUUGAUCUUCUGUGGCUGAUUCUAGACCGAGCAGAUAUGGAUAUCGAUCUUGAAAUGGCUAGGCAUGUUCUCUAUGUCCACCAAGCUAAGGAGUCUCCAGACAUUGGAUUUACUCCACUCGAACCUUCAGUCCUCAGGGCAUAUAUCUCUGCUGCAAGAAAACUUUCUCCUACUGUGCCAAGGGAAUUGGAAGAAUAUAUUGCAAGUGCAUAUUCCAGUAUAAGGCAGGAGGAGGCAAAAUCAAGCACACCUCACUCUUAUACAACAGUUAGAACUCUACUCAGCAUUCUGAGGAUAUCAGCAGCUCUUGCAAGACUCAGGUUCUCCGACUAUGUUGCUCAGAGUGAUGUAGACGAGGCACUUAGGCUGAUGCAAAUGUCCAAGUUUUCCUUGUAUUCAGAUGACCGCCAAAGAUCUGGCCUGGAUGCAAUUUCUGAUAUAUAUUCAAUCUUAAGGGAUGAGGCUGCAAGAAGUAACAAGAUGGAUGUGAGCUAUGCUCAUGCUCUCAACUGGAUUUCAAGAAAGGGGUACAGUGAAGCUCAAUUGAAAGAAUGCUUGGAAGAAUAUGCUGCCUUAAAUGUUUGGCAGAUCCAUCCAAACACAUUUGACAUCCGUUUCAUAGAUGCUUAACAUUAGGUUUUAUUACAUUCUACUGCUAGUUGAAGGUUCUGUAUAAUUUAUUUUCCUUUAGAAUGCAAGCCCGGGUCAAGAUAUGCGUGUUACAAACAAGAAGCUACCUUCUGAUUGUGUGUAAGUCAUUAGAUGACCUGAAAUCAAUUCAUUCCAAUCCCCAUUCUGUGAUAAAUUCUCAAACUUUGUAUCAUGAAAAAAAGGAAGAAGAAAGAUGUGCUGCUAAAGAAAUAUAUAAACAUACACUAGU
Andrographis paniculata is the source of this 2525-nucleotide messenger RNA. Its product is annotated as DNA replication licensing factor MCM7. Gene Ontology annotation, cellular component: MCM complex; nucleus. The transcript is spliced from 15 exons. NCBI's taxonomy places the organism in Eukaryota, Viridiplantae, Streptophyta, Magnoliopsida, Lamiales, Acanthaceae. The coding region runs from base 119 to 2275 and encodes 718 amino acids. The record is from RefSeq and is a predicted model, not a curated record. Gene Ontology annotation, biological process: double-strand break repair via break-induced replication; DNA replication; DNA replication initiation. Gene Ontology annotation, molecular function: single-stranded DNA binding; single-stranded DNA helicase activity; ATP binding.